GGGGCUGCGGGGACCCUCCGGCCGGGCUCAGCCCCCAGCCCGCGGCCAGCACGGCGGGACCCGGCGGGGGGGGGUGCCCUGAGCUGAUUUGAUCCUCAACUUAGCGAUUUUUAUUCUUUCCCCCCCUCCCCAUCUUGUAUUUUUUAUGGUUUUUUCUCUCGCUGGUUCCGAAGAGCCCGUAAGAGAGAGAGGGAGAGGGACGGGGGGAGGAGGAGGAGGAGGAGGAGGGAGAAUUAAGGAAGGGAAAAGAUGGCGAGUUGCAGGAGCAGCGUGGAGAAGGCAGCGUUUUUGUGCUGCUUCUUGCUGGCCGUGGGGAGCUUCACCUCCUGCGCCCGGCCCGAGGAGGAGGAGGAUGAGCAAGAAGAGCAGCGCUCCUGUCACGGUGCCUUUGAUCUCUACUUCGUCCUGGAUAAGUCUGGAAGUGUCAGAAAUCAUUGGACUGAGAUUUACUCCUUUGUGGAAAGCCUAGCUGAGAAGUUCAUUAGCCCAAUGUUGCGGAUGUCUUUCAUCGUUUUCUCUUCACGAGGCACUACAAUAAUGAAGCUAACAGAAAACAGGGAAGCCAUAAGACGAGGGCUCGACAUUCUUCAGUAUGAAGUGCCUGGAGGAGACACAUUCAUGCAUGAGGGAUUUAAAAGGGCAAACGAGCAGAUUUACCAGGAAUCCCAUGGAGGAGUUCGGACCGCCAGUGUGAUCAUUGCUCUGACGGAUGGAGAACUGCAAGACGUUCAGUUUUAUUAUGCAGAACAAGAAGCCAACAGAGCCAGAAGCUUUGGAGCUAUUGUUUAUUGUGUUGGAGUGAAAGAUUUCAAUGAAACUCAGCUGUCAACAAUUGCUGACAGCAUCGAUCAUGUUUUUCCAGUUACGGGAGGCUUUUAUGCCCUGAGAGGAACCAUUGAUUCAAUUCUCAAGAAGUCUUGCAUUGAGAUCCUGGCGGCUGAACCAUCGAGUGUUUGUGCAGGAGAAUCCUUUCAAGUUGUGGUAAGAGGCAACGGCUUUUAUCAUGCAAGAAAUAUCGACCAGGUGCUCUGCAGCUUCAAGCUCAAUGACAGCCUUACUAUCAAUGAAAAGCCAACCCUCGUCCACGAUACUUACCUACUUUGUCCUGCCCCAGUGAUAGAAGAUGCUGGGCAGGUGGUUUUCCUACAAGUCAGCAUGAACAACGGGCUAACGUUCGUCUCCAGCUCUGUCAGCAUCACCAGCACACAGUGUCUGACUGGGACCAUCCUUUUCAUCGCUCUCCUGAUUCUCUUCCUGCUGCUGGCUCUGGCUCUCCUUUGGUGGUUCUGGCCCCUUUGCUGCACAGUGGUGAUCAAGGAGCCACCGCCUCCACCACCUCCGGAGCCUGAAUCAGAUGAUGAAGAUGGAUUGCCAAAGAAAAAGUGGCCAACUGUGGACGCAUCUUAUUACGGAGGUCGAGGUGUUGGUGGGAUUAAGAGGAUGGAGGUGCGAUGGGGAGACAAGGGGUCAACAGAGGAAGGAGCAAAAUUGGAGAAGCCCAAAAAUGCUAUUAUUAAGUUGCCAGAACAGGAGUAUGAGCCAUGGGAACCCAAGCCAAAGAAGCCCCACGUGCGAAAGCCACCUUCCCGGCGGAAAUGGUACACGCCCAUCAAGGGCAAACUUGAUGCGCUGUGGGCUUUGGUUCGACGAGGCUAUGAUCAAGUGUCUCUUAUGAGACCACAGCCAGGGGAUAAGGGAAGAUGCAUAAACUUCACUCGGGUGAAAUCGGAUGGAACCUCUGCCCCUUACAGCCCACCUCCAAAGCUGCCACGGCGUGAGGAUGUCCCUCUCAACAACGCUCCCAGGAAUCCUCCUCCUCCUCCUGUGUCUCUGCAGCCCCCUUCCAGGCAACCUCCCCCCGGACCCCCCCCAUCCCGAGCACCCCCUGGACCUCCUCCUUCCCGCCCGCCCCCACAGCCCAUGGCUUAGAGCUCAGCAAAACCCUGAUCGACAACACAUGUCCCUUUGCUGAACACGGCAUAUUUAUUGAGUAUUGGUUUACAGUUAAAGAUAUCAGAAUUUGUUGCUGGUCAGCAAAAAAAAAAAAAAAUAAUAGAAGAAAAGGAAAAAAAAAAAAAAGAAAAAUUGCCACGUGUCAAUUGUAGUGUAUGAAUAUAUUUAUACCACACGUGCUGAGUAAGCGUUCAGUGGAUAGAUUCAGAGCUAUGGGAUAUAGAAACAAACCAAAACGAUCAUCUAGACACAGCAGCAGCUUUUGUAUGUAUACAUUUGAAGAUGUAUUUACAUAUGACAUUUGUCUGACUUGCUACGUCGGACCCUUCAGCAAUAACUUCAGCAGGGGCACGUGCAUCGGCUGUUCCGAUCGCUGCCGCCUGCGAGUUGGUUUAAACGUAGUUCAUUGAGGAAUUUGCUUUUGUUUUUCUUUUUUUCCCUGCAACAGUUAAUACGGAACAAGAAUUGCAAAGAUGACUUUUCUGCCUUUGGUUCUGCAGGUGGAAUUUCCAUGGAAGUUUAUAGGAGGGCUAUAGCAAUGAGGUAAAACAAGACUAUGUGCCAAUAAUCUGCCGAGAGCAAUCUAGCAGAGAAGAGACGUAUCUUUUUCUCCUGAGAAAAUGAGUUUGGAGCCUGCCAUCUCUGGGGGUGUUUAGACUUGGUCGCAUAGAGUUGCCACCAAAGGGCAGAUAAUUGGUUCUGGAAAUCCAAACCUUGUUCAAGACCUGGGUUCAGAUUUGUCCACAGUUCAGAGGAAUUUUGAGAAAAAACGUUUUGGCUAGGUGUUUAGUUUUUGUUUGCAAAAAAUGUGGUCCAAAAUGAAGCAAAUAUAUGUGCAAUUUGAGCACGAAUGCUGCGAUACAGUAUGUGUUAGUUGUAUCAUGUGUUAGUUAUAUCAGCAGCAUUGAGGGACUGAUUCCAUUGCUGUUUAAUUAGGUAAAUUUCCUUUUGAUGUCACUGCUGGGCAGAACUAGAUCCUCUUGUGAUUCCAACCUGAGUUCCUCUGUGAGGAGCUCUUUCUUCAGACAGCCCAGAUGCCACGGGUAUGGAGCCUUGCAGUCUGCCUGGGGUGGAGAGGCAUGGCGUGACGUGUCGGUAUGAGCUUUUACCCCUGGUCUAAAACAUGUUUGCUAGAGGAUUUCCCAAACCUUGUGACUGCUCCUCCGUGCCCUCAAUUCCCUGUGUCAUCAGAAAGUGGUGUGAGCACCCACACAGAGGUGGGAAUUUUUUGACGCGGGACUGUGGGACAGCCCAUGGAUAGUGUUCACUGAGCAACACCUGAGUGGGCUGUGCCCAGAUCAUUCCCUAGUGAAUCAAAAUAACACCCGAGCUUGCUUUUUUUUUUCUCCACCACUGCCUGUCACGUUGUACUGGAGAGGGUGGUUGCAGAUCCCUGUGCUGGUUUGCUUUGGCGCUGGCUGCGUUAUUAGGAUAGUUGCAGAAAUAAUGUUUAUGUUGCGUUAUGACACAGCAUAUACCUAUCUCUCCAUCUGGGUGUGGGUGUGUAGCACAUCACAGUGGUUAUUGGCACAUAAAUCCAGGAUAAAACACUAGCUCUAUUGAGCACUUACUCCAGAUUGAAGGCCUCUUCCUGCAGUUGUCACAGGCGUAUAAAGCUGCACUGGUACAAUCAGGAAUCAGAAACUUGCCUUUUUCCAGUGGGAGUCCCACUUGCAGAACUUCAUACCAAGCUCUCAUCUGUCUCUGCUGACCACUGUGCCAGGCCGUGUGUACGCAGCCGAGGCUGUCAAAGACAAACUCAGAAGAACCACAGAGCCUCUUCCUCCUCUUGCACGGCUCCGCUCUCUGCGUCACGCUCUUACCUCAUGUCUAUUGGUGCAGGUAGUGGAAUCACACUUGUGGGUGCCAGCUGGGCUCGGAGCUCUUCCUAAUUUAGGCCUGAGCCAGCAAAGCACUUCUGCAUGCAUUAAAAUGUCCUGCAGGUCAAGAGGAACAUCCUUAUGCCCAAGUACUUUGCUGAUCUGUGACCUCAUCGUUAUCAGCAAGAAUGGGGAUGCGCUCAACCCUUUCCUCAUUCUUUUUAGUCACUUGAAUAGGGUCUGCAUAAUUUGGUCUGUAAGACUGGCUUUCUGGUUGGAGGAGAGAGAAGUGUGUGUGUGUGUGUCUGUGUGUGGGGGAACUGGGAAGGUUUUUAUUUGGUUUCUUUUCCUUUACAAAAGUUGCUGGGAGAGAACGGAAAGGCCUUGUGCAGCCAGUGCAGCACACGCAGGGUCAGCACUUAAUCAUCUCCCUUUCCUUCAGCUGAAAGGUGAAACUAAAACACGACAGCUUUUCCACUGCAGUUCUGGUGAGGCUCUGCUUCUGACACCAGUGGAAGAAACAGGGUGACUCCAGUGAUGGGGUAGGGACCAGGACGUGGGGGAAGGUGCUCUACAAGCAGAAAUCAUCGGCUGACGUUAUUUUUUUUAGUAAUAAAAGGGAAAACUUGCUUACAGGAUUAAUAUCUGAUAAUAAAGUUGAAUUGAUGGCUCAGGAGUAAACUUUAGCUCAUGAAAAAGCCUGGCAGCCAGAUUUCAUGUUGCCUUGCACCUGUACAGAUCUGGAGAGGGGUCGGUAGAGCUGUUGCAGAUUUGUGUUGAUGUUGAUGUUGGUAGAAUUGGACUCGCUUCCAGUGAGAAUUGGAGGUGCUGGCUUAGGGAGGGCUUUUCCCAGUGGCUCCUCCAACAUGCCUGUUGUGUGCAGUUGAGGAGAGUGUUCUUCCUUGCUGGAAUAGCCAGUCUUGUAGAGAUUAGUGACAUUUUUUGCAUCACUUGCAAGUGCGGCAAGGGUAGGAGUGCUUUGGGCUUCCAGGUGAUCAGUUCCAUGUAUGAUAGAGCAGGAAGCACCAUGAAUUUGAAAAUCAGAUUCAGCAUAAAGGUAUUUAAAAGACGGGUAGACACAGUGCUUGGAGACAUGGUUUAGUGGUGGUUUUUAUCAGAGUCGGGUUGAUGGUUGGACUAGAUGAUCUUAAAGGUCCCUUCCGACCUGGACAAUUCUAUGAUUCUAUAAAUGGAGUUUAUUUGGGGUGUCACUCCAGUUCUGCAGCUGCUGUGAUGGGAGCACUGCAGGUUUAGUUUAGUUUAGUUUGCUGGUGAAGUGGGGGGAAGAGAUGAAUUACCUUUUUGCAAAGGGGGUGGUGGAGAAUAUUCUGUGCUGGUGACAGAAGGACCUUUUAGUUGCAUAGACACGUGUCUGUUCAUGGUGAUCUUGGGGACCACGACAACGCAGUAGGAGAAACCAGUUGUUAUUUUACUGUCUGUUGAGCUUGAUCCUUACCUGGUGUCCAUCAGCUCCAGGCUGACUGAAGUCCAGGCAGUAGUUCUGGUGUCUGUCAGCUGAGAGCUGGCUCAAAAUAAAUGGCUUGAUGCCUCGCUGUGUGUGUUCCGGUGUGCUCCUGCGCCAGGCGUGAUCACAGGCCUUACACUGCUCAGAAAUGUUCUCCUGUGGGAUGAUUCCCAUCUCUUUCAGCCCGUAGCAUCAUUUGAAACUUGCAGAAAGCGAGUGUUUAGAGAAUCCGAGAGAAAAAUGUGGAUUCUGGGGACCUUUGGCUCCCACGUAGCGCAGAUGUGAGAGGACACACGGUGGGAAGCAGCAGGGAGGGAAACCCCAUGGGCUCCAAGCUGCCGGAGAACUGCCUUGAUCAAAGCAUAUUUAUGGCCAUCGUUCGACCUCGGUGCGUGUCUUGCCAUCUGUGGGAGUAGCCUGCAGAGCAGACGGGCCUAAACGUGAAAAGAGGUGGGGGGAGGCAGGGAAGAAAAAAGGAAAAGAAUCAGCUCCUCUUUCUGAAUGAGCGAGCAUAACGAUGAAUGACAUUAUUUCCUGAACUGUACCAGUUCAAAUGCAUCUGCACCUGGUGCUCCUCAAGGCUUUUUCCUCCUGUUGGUCUUUAGACAACGCGAUCAGUAAUGUGCUUUCUCUCUUUAAUCGUUUUGCUGGUUUUAUUGUUGUUUUUGUUUUUUAAAAAAACACAUUUCACUGAGAAGACAGCCCUACUUCUGUAAAUAUAGAGUUUAAUUUGGAGGAGACAGCACACUUCUGGAUGUUACUGCUGGACAGUUAUUUAUUAAAAGGGGCUUAAGGUGAAUAAAUACAGGUGGCUCAGGAUACAUGCAUGCAAGUGUGAUAAUGCAGUAUAGCAUUUUCAGUUCUCUGUAGUUUUGGGGGAUUUUUGGGUCAUCCUAGUUUGUUUAGAAGUUUGUUACUGAUCUGAUACUUUUGAAUAAUGCAAUAGACAUUCCUAACAUAUAACAGUGCUUGAACAGAUGUGUAGAUUAUGGUAGAUUUUUCAUUUUUUUUAGGGGGGAGGGAGUAGCGAAGGAUAAAUGUUUUUGUUUUUUAAGGGGGGAACAAUGUACUGUACAAAAGGUUGUUUUUUUUUUAUAAAAAGACAUGUGUUUUCAGAAACAGUGGGGUUGUGGGCUGAUAGACAGCCGGGUCAUGGAGAUGAGGGACAGAAGGAGCAGUUGGGUUUUUUGAGGGACAUAGAAGUUUCAAGAGGGAGUGGGGGGGGUUUGUUACUGGUACAUGUGGUACAAAUUUUUGUAACUGACGUGCUGCUUCCGUGUUAUAAUCCUAUAACCUUUAUGCAUUUUACUGCGCCUGCUCCAUUUUUAUUUUUUUUUUCUGAGAAAAACCUUGCAAAUGUAAUGCCUGCAUGCAAAUGUGGGAGAUGUAGCCAAAGUCUUGUAAUCCAACAUAAUGUAGCCUUAAUGGAUUCAAAAUCACCAAUAAAAGUGCUUACUGGAUAAACACGA
This is a messenger RNA of Calidris pugnax (ruff), 6707 nucleotides long. It is a transcript of the gene ANTXRL, whose product is annotated as anthrax toxin receptor-like. Gene Ontology annotation, molecular function: signaling receptor activity. Bases 250 to 1929 code for a protein of 559 amino acids. Gene Ontology annotation, cellular component: membrane. The transcript has 18 exons. The record is from RefSeq and is a predicted model, not a curated record. NCBI's taxonomy places the organism in Eukaryota, Metazoa, Chordata, Aves, Charadriiformes, Scolopacidae.